UUGAGGGAUAUGUUUUCACUGGAUCACUGCUGUAGGUUCCACUCGGUGACUCUUCCACAGUCCUGUUGCAUCUAGUCUAGUGCACCUCUACUGAUUUUCCGAUAAAAAUACCUAACUAUAAUCUCUCCCGUGCAGCUAUUGAACAAAUAUUAAAUUAAGUACUUUUCGACCUGUGUACAGUGUACUUUUGAUUUCUUCAGAGGUGGGCCCAUUGGCUGAUUGGGCAUUUUCAGUGAACUUGAGUAAUGUCACUAAUGUGGCCAGUGUGUUUAGUCUUAGUGAAUUAACUUCUGUGUCUUUGAGCAAGUUUAAUGAUAUACUGAUAAAUUUUAAAACGGAAUUAUAAAGAUGCCUGUCCAGUCAGAAGAACCUGUAGAUUAUAAAAGAAGAUACAAGAACUUGAAAAGAAAAUUAAGACUUCUCAUCUAUGAAAAUGAAUGUUUUAAAGAAGAGCUUGAAAAGGCUAACAGAGCUCUACUGCAGAUACAACAAGACAAAAGCUUCCUGCUGGAACAGUUGUUACCUUACCACCAGCCCGAGGCAUCUUCUUCCGACUCAGACCUCACUGACUACUCAGAUACUGAGAGCGGCAAUGUAGCCCUUGCCAAGAAGAAGCGCUCUGGUGAAGGCAUCAAUUCUUCUUCAACUGCUCAAGCUUCAGCUUCCAGCAGCAGUAGUGGCUUAACCAAUUCUAACUUCCCUUUACUAGUGGCUGGAGGAAGUCGUAGUGUUCCAGCUGGUGGCAAAGGACUUCCUCGAGCUACAUCAGGCAGUAAACCCUCAUCUUCUGCUGCUGCUGCUGCUGCUGCUGCUUCUACUACUGGCAAGAAAAGAACUGUGUCCCUCACAACUAGAGGUGGGAAACAGGCUGGACGAGGUAGACAGAAGAGGGCUCCCACAAAACCAACAAAAGAUCUGCCUGGCACUUUGGGCGUCCGGCUGAGUGGACAAAGCAGUGUAGACGCGGCAGACGACGACGGCCGCGGCGUGCCUGAGCUGAGCAGAGAAGAAGUGGAGCGCGACUUGCUGGCUCGACAGACUAUCGCCGAGCUCCACACUCCUGUCUCCCUCACGCUACCUAAUCAGCUCUUCUCUGAUAACAUCAUGGACGGGGACCUACUGGAGGACAUGGAAACCACAAGCAAUCUGGACGAAGACGCAGGCAGCGGCUUGGGCGUAUACGAAGAAUGAGGAAAAUGCUGGAGCACGGACGCGUCCUGUCAGACGUUCAGGAAAAGGUGAAUUUUGUGCCCAACUUGCGACGAAAAGCAGAGCGACGACGAGCAAAAAUAUUGAAGGACUGGAGCCAUAGGCCCCACACACCAGUUGGUCCCGGUAGUAAUCAACGUGAGGCGGCGGUAACUUGUCGGGCCUGCAGAAUUUAUGACCUCCCUGCCCACAUGUGCAUGUUAUAACUCAGCUGUAUCUGUUGUCGACUUAUUGUAUUUAAACAAGAUAUUGUUAAAUGAGUUAAUAUUUCACCAAAUCAAACCUAUCACCUCUCGGUUCAUUGAAUUUUUAUUGAACAAACUGCUAGAGGCCUCACCUUGCAGACAUCCGCGCAAGCUGGACAAAUAACUCCACCCAUGUGAAGCCAUCCUUGCUCGAAUACCUUAAUGGAGAUCACCUGCGUACAAUAUUUUCAUUAUACAACCAACAACACAA
Molecule: messenger RNA, 1665 nt
Organism: Hyalella azteca
Lineage: Eukaryota; Metazoa; Arthropoda; Malacostraca; Amphipoda; Hyalellidae
Exons: 9
Coding region: 349-1191 (280 amino acids)
Biological process (GO): chromatin remodeling
Cellular component (GO): Ino80 complex; nucleus
Source: RefSeq, a predicted model, not a curated record